Peronospora matthiolae is the source of this 1737-nucleotide messenger RNA. The record is from the annotation of a GenBank genome assembly. NCBI's taxonomy places the organism in Eukaryota, Oomycota, Peronosporomycetes, Peronosporales, Peronosporaceae.
AUGCGUACGGUCGUGCUCUUUGCUGCCGCCUCGUUCGCCUCCUUUGCCGCUGGCGUCGAGGACGUCGAGGUGCACGUCAUGUCGUUUAACAUUCGCACGUCACAAGCUUCGGCCGACGCCGGGUCUGCCUGCGGCAACUGGAAUGGCGUUCGCAAGGACAACGUCUUGCACAAUAUCAAGACCAUUGGAGCCGACUUUGUCGGCACACAAGAGACUUCCGACGCGCAGAAAGUCUACUUGGACACAGAGCUGGCUGGAACUUACUCGGUCAUUGGGGACACCUCGGGCUCUCUCAAUGGUAACGCUGCUGAGUGGAACGCCAUGUACUACCGUUCAGACACGUGGACACUGCUCACGCACGGUAUGUUCUGGCUUGGACCGGAUCCGAGCACAAUGUCUGCGGGGUGGGGGAUGGCGUACUACCGCACGUGUGUGUGGGGUCGCUUCCAGCAUACUGCCACCGGGGCGUCGGUGUGCGUGUUAAAUACGCACUACGAGACUCCUGGCAACGACGAAGCACAGAAAAGUGGCUCGAACAUCAUUCUUGAACGCAUUAAGGCCAAUUGCGACGCCAGUGACAGUCUAGUUGUCGUCACGGGCGACUUUAAUGCACUCAAGAGCUAUCCGGCUAUGCAGAUUCUGUUUGAAAAUAACCUGGAAGACCCGUCGGAUGAGGGGACAUUUUGCGGUGACAUGCUGUCCGCAACGUGCUCCGUCAAGUAUGACUUCACCUUGUUCCGUGCCCAGAGCGAAAACGCUUGCCACCUGAAGUCGGAGAUUUCGCGCAUUGAUUACGAUGGAUGCUACUCGUCUGACCACGCUGGACUCGUCGGCUCGUUUUGUCUCCAGGGCUCUUGCUGCUCGAACAACACGUCAUCAAGCUCAGGCUCGAACGACUUGUCUUACCUGGACGACAGUGUCGCAGGUGAGAGCGAUGUGGUUGGUACAGUGCAAGCAAGCAACACGGAUGAAAGCGGGACAGUGACAGGGCAAGCCCGCGAUCUCGGCCACGCCGGGAAGGCACCACAGUCUGCUACUCCUCCUUCUUUGUCUGGCGAUGCCCAAACCAUUUCCACAUCUUCAGAGUCUGGGCAUCACACCUCGAUCAAAGUUGGCGGUAUUUUAGGCUGUGUUGGUGUGUGCGGUCUCAUCGCUUUCGUGGUCAUUCGGCGAAAGAACAAACUUGAGAAGCAAACUCAUUUGGAGAAGCUGGACGACUCCAGCGCUACUGGAUACGUUGGAGGCGCUAGGGCGAUGCAGUCCAUGUCCGGCAUGCUGGCUUUGUCUCCGGCGAAAGAGGGCACAGAGCGAGUGUCCAACUCGACUAUUCCGGAGCUUGUGGCAGUUCCUUUCAGUAACCGCAUCUCGUCAUCAUCCUCCGUCUUGGUGUCGAAUUCCGAGGAUGCUCGACACGUUUACCGGAUUACCGAGCUCGACCCGUCCAAUGGUGAUAGUAACGAUAUCAAUGGACAACCGAUUACUCAAGCAAUGGGUCCGGCCGACCCAGAGCACCCGUCUGCACUCAGCAACUCUGGCGCGGAGAUCGAGGACAACGCGGGCAUGUCUAUCAUAAGUUACGGCAACUCGUCCGUGUCAAGUAUCAGCUCCGCUGAAUCGUACAGCAACUCGUCUAUUGCUAUGAGCAAAGUCGACUUCAGCGAGAUCUUUGCGUCGGAUUCGUGUGUCUCGGACGACAGCGCGUUGGCCAAGUCGCACACUGACUUCGCCCGACUAUAA